Messenger RNA from Grammomys surdaster, 1531 nucleotides. It is a transcript of the gene Rbm17, whose product is annotated as RNA binding motif protein 17. The record is from RefSeq and is a predicted model, not a curated record. Gene Ontology annotation, cellular component: precatalytic spliceosome. Gene Ontology annotation, biological process: mRNA cis splicing, via spliceosome; alternative mRNA splicing, via spliceosome. Bases 131 to 1348 code for a protein of 405 amino acids. Lineage: Eukaryota; Metazoa; Chordata; Mammalia; Rodentia; Muridae. The transcript is spliced from 12 exons. Gene Ontology annotation, molecular function: RNA binding.
CGUGGAGGCUCGGCGCUGCGGCGGGCUCCGGCGGUGGGCGGGCUUCCGCGCAGGGCGGCCGGGCUCCGCGCUGCCGCCGCCGUGGCCCAUGGGCACAAUCGUCUCGGAAGGCCGGCAUUAAACCAAAAAGAUGUCCCUAUAUGAUGACCUGGGAGUGGAGACCAGUGACUCAAAAACUGAAGGCUGGUCCAAAAACUUCAAGCUUCUGCAGUCCCAGCUCCAGGUGAAGAAGGCAGCGCUUACUCAGGCCAAGAGCCAAAGGACAAAGCAAAGUACAGUGCUUGCUCCGGUCAUCGACCUGAAGCGAGGAGGCUCCUCAGAUGACCGACAGAUCGUAGACACGCCGCCUCAUGUAGCAGCUGGGCUGAAGGACCCUGUGCCCAGUGGGUUUUCUGCAGGGGAAGUUCUGAUCCCCUUAGCUGAUGAAUAUGACCCUAUGUUUCCUAACGAUUAUGAGAAAGUGGUGAAGCGCCAGAGAGAAGAGCGGCAGAGGCAGCGGGAGCUGGAAAGACAGAAGGAAAUAGAGGAAAGAGAAAAGAGGCGUAAAGACAGACAUGAAGCCAGUGGGUUUUCAAGACGACCAGACCCAGAUUCUGAUGAGGAUGAAGAUUAUGAGCGAGAGCGGAGGAAAAGAAGUAUGGGAGGAGCUGCCAUCGCCCCACCGACUUCUCUUGUAGAGAAAGACAAAGAGUUGCCCCGAGAUUUUCCUUAUGAAGAGGACUCAAGACCUCGGUCACAGUCUUCCAAAGCUGCUAUUCCUCCCCCAGUGUAUGAGGAGCCGGACAGACCAAGAUCUCCAACGGGUCCCAGCAACUCCUUCCUUGCUAACAUGGGUGGCACAGUGGCUCAUAAGAUCAUGCAGAAGUAUGGCUUCCGGGAAGGUCAAGGACUGGGGAAGCAUGAGCAAGGGCUGAGCACUGCAUUGUCCGUGGAGAAGACCAGCAAGCGGGGCGGCAAGAUCAUUGUGGGUGACGCCACAGAGAAAGGCGAGUCUCAGGAUGCAUCCAAGAAGUCGGAUUCAAAUCCAUUAACUGAAAUUCUUAAGUGCCCUACUAAAGUGGUCUUGCUGAGGAACAUGGUUGGUGCAGGAGAGGUCGAUGAAGACUUGGAAGUUGAAACCAAGGAAGAAUGUGAAAAAUAUGGCAAAGUUGGGAAAUGUGUGAUAUUUGAGAUUCCUGGUGCUCCUGACGAUGAAGCAGUACGGAUAUUUUUAGAAUUUGAGAGAGUGGAAUCAGCCAUUAAAGCUGUUGUUGAUCUGAAUGGGAGGUAUUUUGGUGGACGUGUGGUUAAAGCAUGUUUCUACAAUUUGGAUAAAUUCAGGGUCUUGGAUCUAGCAGAACAAGUUUGAUUGUAACUUAAAGUCACCUCCUUGAUCCUUACAUGAGCUGCAGACUGAGCAAUGACACAGGCGUUAGCCUCUAUGGCUGUUGGACACUGAAACUCUUGGAUGGACUUCUAAGAUAUAUGUUGAUGGAUCCCUUUUUUAUUUUGUGUUUUUUUUAAUAUAGUAUAAAAAUCCUUUAAAAAUCUG